CUAACAAAAAAAAAAUAAAUAAAAACAAAUACACCAGUUCCGAGUUGAAUCAAAAUUCUAAUCCAUACUCUGACCUGUCUAACAUCCAGGUCAAAGUAUGUAAUUUAAAAACUCCACCCGACAGACCCAAACUCAGACACUAAUAAACCCGGUUCCAAUGUCAUGCGGUCAGACCAGGAAAUUCUGCGUCGGCUCAGUUCUCACCUCCCCUUACGACGACAACCAACCAAACAAACAAACAUUAAAAAAAAUAGAGAGAGAGAGAGAGAGAGAGAGAGAGAGAGAGAGAGAGAGAAAGGCCUGAAAAGGAUGUGGGUCCCACUCCGACUUCCUCCUCGUGCUCUGUCCUGUGCCGUUGCCAUCUCCAUCUGUCUCUUGCCGUCCUUUUUAACUCGUGACGGACCUCAUCGCUCGUCUUGCGAUUCCAACGGCGAUCCAAGAUCAUUAGAAAAAAAGAAGGCUCGCUUUGUCUCGCCUCGCCUUUCCCCUCCCGCUGUCUCCUUUUCUCUCUCAUGACCCUUCUUCCCCCACGAUGCCAUCCCCUCUCCGCAACGGCGACGCACCCCCUCCCCGCCUCCCCUCACCCGCCGUCGGCCGCCACCCCCAUCACUUCCACUCCACCGUCUCCGAGCAGAAGAUCCGCCGCCUCAACGCGCUUAUCCUCCUCCUCCGCCUCGCCGCCUUCUGCUUCUCCCUCGCCGCCGCCAUCUUCAUGGGCACCAACACCUCCCGCUCCCCUGGUUCCCCUUCCUGGCUCCACUUCCACCCCUUCAGGCUCGUGUUCGCGGCGAACGCCAUCAUGGCCGCCUAUUCCUUGUUCGCGAUGGGGUUUUCCAUCUCGGAGAUCCUAAAGGGCGCCACCCUCUUCCCCGAGCCCCUCCAGCUCUGGUUCGACUUCGCCCACGACCAGGUUUUCUCGUACCUGGUGCUGGCGGCGGAGGCGGCGGGGACCGUGGAGGCCCGGGGGCUGGUGGGGGCGCACGUGUGCACGGCGGAGAGCGCCUUCUGCGUGCAGGCCUACAUCUCCGUCGCUCUCGGCUUCGCCGGAUUCGUCUUCCUUGCCCUUUCCGCGCUCGUCUCCGGCUUCCGCGUCGCCUGCUACGUCAUCACCGGCUCUCGGUUCCACCUCUAGGACGGUCACUUCUCCCUCGCUCGCUCGUCAAAUGGCCUUCCAUCACCUGACUGACGUGGCAGCAGUAGACUGGUGCACUACACGGACGAGCUCCGCCAAUCGCUCAAGCAAUCGCCGAACGGUAGACGAUGAACUGAACGGUGAUCUGAUAUGAUCUCUAGUUUUUUUUAUAAUAAGUUUUUGUAGAAGAGUGUUUUUUUCCGAAUCUUUGAGUCCAUCGUGCGGUUGUGAUCCCCUUCGAUCCGAAAGACGAAGGCUCCACUAAUUUUGUGUAGAUAUAUUGUUUUAAUCGCUCGUCACCUGGUCUGUACAAAAUGUGAUCCUGGGAGUUCAAUUUGAAAUAUUUUCUUUGGUACAAAAAAAAAA
Molecule: messenger RNA, 1498 nt
Organism: Phoenix dactylifera (date palm)
Lineage: Eukaryota; Viridiplantae; Streptophyta; Magnoliopsida; Arecales; Arecaceae
Product: CASP-like protein 4C1
Source: RefSeq, a predicted model, not a curated record